This is a messenger RNA of Ascoidea rubescens DSM 1968, 3525 nucleotides long. RefSeq names its product forkhead box transcription factor. Bases 321 to 3320 code for a protein of 999 amino acids. Gene Ontology annotation, molecular function: RNA polymerase II cis-regulatory region sequence-specific DNA binding; DNA-binding transcription factor activity, RNA polymerase II-specific. Lineage: Eukaryota; Fungi; Ascomycota; Saccharomycetes; Ascoideales; Ascoideaceae. Gene Ontology annotation, biological process: regulation of transcription by RNA polymerase II. The record is from RefSeq and is a predicted model, not a curated record. The transcript has a single exon.
CUGGGAUUUAUUAUAUCGUCUUUAUCUGAUUUAUUUUCUUCUCUUUCUCUGAAGCUGUCGUUGCCCUGAAUUUGUCGCACAGUUGUUUGGUGCUUUUUCUUCUUCCGCUGCUUACCUCUCGAUCUCUGGCUCUUUCCAAGCUCUGUCGUUUGCUGGGUGGUUCUGUCUGCUUCUGGUAUUGUGUAUCUUCUUUUGAUCUCCAGCCUGUAUCCUCUCUUCCUUACUAUUCACCUCUGCUCUUUCCUAUUCUUUCUUAGUAUAUCUCUAGCAACUCUAUAUCACUAUACUAUACUCUCUCGCUGCUUUCUCUUUGUUCCACAAUGUCCUCCAGGAGCCUGAGUUACGAUUUAAACAUCAUUAAAUCUUUGAACUCGGUUCAUCUACCUCAAUCCAAUUUCAACUCAAAUAAUAACUCAGCCAAUGAUUCCAAAAUUGUAAAUAAGAUUAACCACAAAUCCAAUGUUGGCUCCUCCUCCAACAACACCAAUAAAAAUACCACCAACAACAAUAUUCCCACCCAAAACAAUAUUGCUAUGAAUGUUAACGAUAUCACUCCUCCCACCACAAGCCACAAAUCGUCUCUCUCUCUAUCCUCCAACGACUCCAUCAGCUUAAUACCCGAAACUCCAAUAUUAUACAGCAUUAAAACUUCAAACUCAAAUAAAAACCUUAUUAACAAAAAUUUAAAUAACAGCAUCAACGUCAAUAUCUCCAACAAUAACAGCUUUACAAUCGUGCCUUCGUUAUUAUCUCCAUCCUUAUCAAGUCCCCAACUUACCUCAAAUUCAAAUCAUACAAAUAACAACAUCACCACCAAAAAUAAAAGUAAGAACAAAAUUAAAAAUAAAAAUACGGACUUGAAUCACCCUAAAUCAUUCAACAUUCCCACUCCCCAAUCUUCAAUAAUCAAACUAUCUAAUUCUUCAAUCUCCUUUUCAAACUCUUUCUCCAAAUCUUCACACUCAAUCUCAUCUGCAACACUGAUCAAAUCUCCCAACAUAAUCCCAAUCUCAACUUUCAAAAAGAAACCAUCGGCUUCUAAAAACUUAUUACCUUCAUUAUCCUUCUCCACUUCCUCUGCAUCUGCAUCUGCAUCUUCUUCCUCUUCUCUAUCCAAUAUAUCUUCAAAACAAGACAAACCUCCUUACUCUUACGCGAGUUUAAUUGCUUUAGCAAUACUAAAAUCUGACGACAAAAAACUAACUCUAUCCCAAAUCUAUACAUGGAUAUCAACUUCUUUCUCCUACUAUAAAAGAGACGAUGCUGGCUGGCAAAACUCAAUUCGUCACAAUUUAUCCCUAAAUAAAGCUUUUAUAAAAGCUGAAAAAUCAAAAGAUGGUAAAGGUCAUUAUUGGAAGAUUGAACCAGGAAUGGAAUCUCAAUUUUUAAAAUCAAAAAAAAUUAAAAAAAAUAUUUCCCAAAAUUCGGAUAUUAUCACUAAUAAUAACACUAACAUUAUCACUAGUGAUAUCGCUAACAAUAUUUCUAAAAAUUUGAAAAGUAAUUUAUCAAAAGAUUUACCAAAAGACUCAUCAAAGAAUAUACCAAAGAGUUUACCAAAUAAUUUACCAAAAGAUUCACCAAAAGAUUCACCAAAUAGUUUCUCUAAUAUUGCCUCUCAAAAUAGCCAAAAAUCUCAACCUUUACCAAAAUUAUCAAAGAAUAACAGUUUUUCAAAUUAUCUCAACAUCAACAUCAAUAACAAUACUAAUAACAAUAAAAACCUUAAUAAAAAUAUUGAUGACCCAACAACAGAUCCUCUAUCAUCAGAAAGUGACUUAAAUCACAACUUGGUCGAUUCAAAUAACAUCUUCAGUGUCUCAAGCAACAAACUGACAGAAGACUAUGAUUCAGAUGACACUCAAGAUGAUAAAAAUCAAACUCCUCUAAUCAAACAAUACAACCCAAUCAAUUCAAUAAAUAAUCUCAACAACAUUACAGCUACAAACACUUUCGAUAACUUCAACCAAAUUAACCACAACUGCAUCCUCAAUAGUAUAAACAUGCAUAGCAUUAAUAACAAUAUCCUCAACACCAUUCAUAAUCCCCAUAUAUUUAACUCUCACUUAAAUAUUCCUCCCUUUAAUCCCAAUCUAGUAUCUCCAAUUAAAAGAUCAAACUCUGCUAUUGGUCUAGAAAGAUUCUCAAUUAGAAAAAAACGAAGAACAAUUCAACUUGAAAACGUCUUACUUUCAGAUAAUGAUGAUGAUGAUAACAAUACCAAUCAACCACAAAGCGUUUAUGAUAAUGAUACCGAUAACGAUAACGAUAAUGAUCAAAACGUUUAUAGUUAUGAUAACGACAUCUAUAUUAAUCAUUACGAUAAUUAUAAUGAUAAUUAUAAUGACAAUGAAAAUAAAAGUGAUAUUGAUAAUGAAAAUACCGAUAUAGCAAAGAAAAACACAAAAAAUAACAAUAAAAAUAAUAAAAAUAAUAAAAAUAAUAAAAAUAAUAAAAAUAAAAGAACAAAAGAUAAAGAUAAAGAUAAAGAUAACUUGGACUUUGUUUUAAAUCAUACUAAAACUAAAAAUAUUAAUAAAUUCAACAAUAUUUAUAAUAAUGAUUUCAAUGAUUAUAAUGAUACUGAAUCGGAAAAUUUUAACAUGAAAAACCAUACUACUUUUUCUAAUAACAAUCCCUUUGUUAAUUCUCCCGUUUUGCUUGAUAAACCUUUUUCUUUAAUGAAAUCAUUACCUUUUCCCUCCUCCUUUAAUUGUAAUCCAAACUUCGAUUUAUCUCCAAUUAAAAAAAAUUCAGCUGGCCCAAUUUUAUUUGAACCAAAGACUCCAGCUUCAAAAUUGAUUCCACAUACUACUUCAAAUCUAAACAUUAUGAGCAACCCAAGGUUAAAUAAUAGUUUAUUUAGUGCCUCAAAGGAUGAAUUUUUUAAUAUUGCAAAAACUCCUCUCAACAAAACCCCAAGCAGAAUUAAAACUCCAAGUUCUGCCUCUAUUAUGAGAAGAGCUUGGAAUUCUCCCUCUUGUUUUGAUGACUUUUAUGCUUCACCAAGUCUUUCAAGAAAUUAUAGUGAUGACGAUCAAUUUUUUUCAAAUUAUCAUGGCUCUCCAGCUAGAAGUGGCAAAAAAAGCAGAAAAUCCAAAUAUUAUCAAGAAACAUUCAAUAGUGGUUACAAAGAUUUUUUUGGAGUCGAUAUUUGCUCUGUCGUCAAAAGAGCAGUCGAAAGCGUUGUCGAUAGUAAGAAAUCAGCAACUACUACAUCUAGCACUGCUCAAUCUUCAUUUACAAUGUCAUCAUCAAAAAAUAAUAAUGGAUCGCAUUCUGCGCCAGAAACACCGAUAAAAAGAAAAUCAAUUACAUGAAAUUGGAAAAAAAUAUAACAACAAAAAAAAAUACAGUAAAUCAAAUAAAUAUUCAAUAAUUUUGUGAUAUUUUUUAUACUUUUUUAUCGUUUUCUUUUGGUUUUUAUUUUUUGGUUUUUUUCAAACAUUUUUUUUUACGUCUUUAUUGUUUAAUUGUUUUAUACUUUUUUUUUUACAUUUCUUUUAUUUUAUUUCAUAUUUAUUU